AUGCGACGAGAGUCACAGAACGAAUUAAGCCUGAGAAUUCGCUUAUUCAAUUUUUCACUCAAACUUUUAAGCUGCAUGCUAUAUAUAGUUCGAGUCCUCCUGGAUGAACCAUAUCAGCAACAUGGAUGCAAGGAAUUAAACCAGGGAUGUUCCAGUCAAAACAACACUUCUGCAGAGAUAGAUUGGUCACUUAUUAUUUGGGUGAAUCGAAGCUUACCUUUGUGGGGACUACAGGUAUCAGUGGCUUUAAUAAGUCUGUUGGAAACUACACUUCUGAGCUAUCUCAGUUAUAAAGGAAACAUAUGGGAACAAGUUGUACGCAUUCCUUUUCUGCUGGAAAUCAUCAAUGCUAUUCCUUUCAUCAUUACAAUUUUCUGUCCUGCAUUAAGAAAUUUAUUUAUCCCAGUGUUUUUAAAUUGUUGGCUUGCCAAGCAUGCUUUGGAGAAUAUGAUUAAUGAUCUUCAUAGAGCCAUCCAGCGCACACAGUCUGCAAUGUUUAACCAAGUUCUGAUUUUAAUAUCUACAUUGCUGUGUCUUAUCUUUACAUG
Molecule: messenger RNA, 548 nt
Organism: Python bivittatus (Burmese python)
Lineage: Eukaryota; Metazoa; Chordata; Lepidosauria; Squamata; Pythonidae
Source: RefSeq, a predicted model, not a curated record